CGACUUCCUCUGCCCAUCCCCUCCCUAUCCAUCCACCACACCACUUUCUCAGUCAAGUCAGCGAUACUUCACAGCGCGCACUCACGCCGCAUACCCGUAGCUGCUGGAUAUCGUACGACAAUGUCUCUGUGUCGGGCAGCUUUGCAGAGAUGUGGGCCUAUGGCUCGGCAUUUUCUCACAAAUUCACCCUUCUCUCACCUUAACAGAAAUGUGGUCUCUCGAAGGACCAUGUCAUCAGUCCCUGGUGGCUCCGGUGAGAACAUUGCUUACUUUCUGCUGUGCGGUGGUGCUCUUGCUGCAUCCGUCGCCUACACCUACUCAACCGUGACCUCAGACCAUGCCAGGUUUAUGGACCGCGUAACCGACAUCCAAUCCCGUCCCAAGGACGAAUGGAAGCCUAAACCAUGGCCACCCAAGAGUAGGGAUGAGGAUGAGGAAGGUGAGGGUGACGAGGAAGCAGCUGAAGAUGAGGAGGCUGCUGAGGGAGAUGAGGAGGCAGCUGAGGGAGGAGAGGAGGCAGCUGAGGGAGGCGAGGAGGCAGCAGAGGAGGACGGAGCUGUGGAGGCAGAGGCCGGAGAUGAGGUGGCCGCUGUGGCGGAAGAAGCCGAACCUGCUGCUGAGGCUGACGCUGAGGCUGAGGUCGCUGCGGAGCCCGUAGCUGCUGAGGAGGAGGAGGAGGCAGGGCCCGUAGAGACCGCAGUGGAGGCGGUCGCUGCGGAGCCUGUAGCUGCUGAGGAGGAGGAGGCAGCACCCGUAGAGACCGCAGUGGAGGCGGUCGCUGAAGCUGUUGCCGAGGCUGCCGAAGUCAUCGCUGAGGUCGCAGAGGUGGUUGUCGAGGCAGCGGAGGAGGUGGCGGCGGUUGCAGAAGAGGUGGAGAAGGUGGCACAGGAGGUGGAGGCAGCAGCAGAGGCUGUGGCAGCGCCUGAGACUGUGGAGGAGGCGCUGGCUGAGGCCAUGGAGGAGGAGCCUGCGGCAGCUGAGAGCAACGGAACCCAGAUGGAGGCGCUCUCUACAGUACUGAGCGCUGUGGCCCCGGCGGAGAUGGCCGCAGCCUCUGUAAUGGAGGUCAUGCCUGUGAUCCCUGCAGAGGAGGAGCCUCUCAUUGUGGAGGAGGUGAAGGAAGAGGCACCCGUCGUUCCUGAAGAAGCCCCAGCAGUAGCUGAAGAGGCACCAGCUGCUCCUGCUCUGGAGGAGACCCCAGCAGAGGUAGAGGCAGCACCCGCGGCUGAGGAAUCCCCAGCUGCAGAGGAGGCCGCAGCAGUAGAGGAGGCUCCCGCAGUUGAGGAAGCACCUGUGACCGAAGAAGCUCCAGCUGUGGUUGAGGAGACCCCACCUGCCCCGGCAGUUGAGGAGGCCCCUGCAGUUGAGGUGCCAGUGACCGAAGAAGCUCCAGCUGUGGUUGAGGAGGUUCCUGCUGCUCCAGCAGUAGAGGAGGCACCAGUGAGCGAAGAAGCUCCAGCUGUGGUUGAAGAGGUUGCUCCUGCAGUGGAGGAAGCACCUGUUGCCCCAGUGGUAGAAGAGGCACCCGCUGCCCUUGUGGAUGUCGAGGAGGUACCCGUUGCCUCAGUGGUUGCUGAGGAGGCACUAGUGGCUGUGGUGGAAAAUGGUGCCGUCAUCGCUGAUGAGGUAGCAGAGUCUCCUGCAAGUCCAGAGGUGGUUGCAGAAAGUCUGGUUGUGGAAGAAGUAGCAGCAAGUGUGGUUGAGGAGGUCGCAGCAAGUCCGGUUGUGGAAGAAGUGGCCGCAGUGCUGGCCGAUCCUGAGCCUGCUGCUGUUGAGGAGGCCCCGGCACCAGUGGAGCCCAAACGGGAGUACAUUAUGGUGGUCCUGGAGGGGUCCCCAUCAUCUGAUAAGAAGCCCAAGGUACUGGGGGUGUCUGCAAUGACUGGCAGGGUCAUCCCUGCCCCUGAUGAUGAUGAGCCAGUUGUCCAGGUAACAGGGAAAGAGGCGGCUGCUUAGAGUUCAAAUGCAGUAACAUCGUAUUGGUUCUGUAAGGACCUUUAAUCCCUGGAUGGUGAAGCCCUCCUCCCGGAAGAAGAAAAAAAAGGAUGUGCCUUUCCCCCUUAACACGACCUCCCAACACCAAACUUACUCCCUCAGCCCUUACUGCAGGAAGUUUUGAUUGGUGGUUUCUCCUGGUUCCUACGAUUACAACAAUUUCAUGCAAUUACUUGUACUGUAAACAUCCCCCAGUAGGGGAGCUGACUCUGCCAUUAACGGUCACAGAAAAUAUGCACAAUCUCUUCGUAAUACCACAAUUAUCACUGUUUAUAAGUCAGAACGUCGGUCAUGACAAUAGCCGCACUCCGUCUUUUCACUCCUUCAAAUCUCAAAUUUCAGAUCUUUCAUUCUCUUUGUAACUGACUCAUCUUAUGUCAUCAAUAUGAUGGAUCAGGUGAAACUAUCAACUGUAAUAUUUCUGCAACUUGUCACAUUUUGCAUAGUGGUGCAAAGUGGAUAGUGUAGUUUGCUUCUCCAGGAAUCUGUUAACACUAGGUAUAGUAAUUCAGGCAUCAGCCCACAUAGUGAGCAAAGUGGGAAGAAAUGGUCACCUGCCUCCACUUAGUAAAUGUUUACCACAUCCACUCUGUCCUGUACUGAGCCGAUCCCUGCAACUGUCCUUCAAGCUGUCUGCUUGGUAAUGGGCUUUGUUGGUAAUUGUGAUGAAUUGUUGAACAAACAAAAUGGUCACCUGCAGGGAAGAGGAGAGCUAUAGCUACAUUUCUAGUAGCACACUGGUUCUUCUUCAAAGUUAGUUUCAGCUUAGUUUGACCUACCUCAGCCCUCACUCUUACCAGGCCAUGUUUCCUUACCACAAUGCUACCUGUUACCAUGGCAAUUGGCUGCACUAGCUCCAGCAAAAACUGUCACAACAAGCUGCAAGAGAACCUUUCAGAGCCUCAGGCACUCUUCACUUUCACCAGUAUACACAUAAACUGAAAAAAAGUGUUAUUUAUGUAACAAAACUUGGCCAUAGGCCCACUACAGCAAUACACAACUCACGGCUGUAUUUUUAAAGAUUACUGGCUUGUUUGGGGAAUCAUGGACCUAAACUGUACCUCACUCCUUUGUACUUCAGCCCUUGAUCUUCCACUCCCUUCCUCCUGGAGCAAGCAGUGUUGAAACAUUUUCUACGCUUUUACCAAUUACAAACCAAUUAUAUUUCACCGAACACCAGCAGUAAUUUUUAUCAGGUCAAAAUCAAAUUCUUAAAAAAAAAAAAAAAAGAAGCCUCUUCUGACCGUUGCAUAAGCCCCAUAGAAUCACAGCAUGAAGCACUAGAAACAUAUACUGUGCAUGUGAUGCGGCGUAUGUAGCUUUACCAGCGUCAAGAUGACCUCAGAAUGGACACAGUCAGCUUUUCUGCUAGCAUUCUCGCAAGCAUAUCAACACCCUUCUGUCUUUCCACUGUUUUUGUUGCCCAAAUUGUAGCUUUCAAGUCCAUAGCUGCAAGAUAAUCCAUGCCCCAUCCCCACUGAGAUGGAUGUUGUAGUGGGUACCAUUACGGACAACAGACUGAUCUGUGCUUGAGUGGUCAAUUACAUUGAUCAUCCAAGCAGAUAGCUUGUUAGUCACAGUGUACUACUCUGUGAUUCAGCUGUGAUUUUUAUUUUGUUUUUGAACACAUUGGUAUGAUAAGGGAAUUUCAUGUCAAUUUAUUAUUUUUGCAUAGUCUUUCAGCUUGGCUUGCAGUGACUUGCAAUGAAAGUACCACACUUCAGUGUAUAUUUCGGUAUUUCAGCUUCUCAGUAGGAUGCUCAAAUAGCUCUGUGUAAUGUAUUAAAAUUACAUUUUGAAUUCAGUUUCUGGGCAUAAUUAAUUUUCAUGCUUAUAGUUUUUGCAAUGGAUCUUCAUGUUCCCUUUGUCUUUUAUUUCUAUAUUUAACAUGUUCAAAGAAAGGGACCCUGAAGUGAAUGUAAGAAUAUUAAAUGAGGUGUAGUUUUAUCAGUGUGUCUGUCCUUGUGUGUUCGCUCACUACUGUCUUUCCCCCCCUUUUUUGUAAAUGCCAGCUGGCAGGGCAUAUUUGAUAUAGAACCUUGUGUCGAUCUGUUUUGCCUAGCUGAUGGUCCACCAUGGUGGCCAUUUUACUGUGAAUGUAGACACAUUCUGUCUGUUUGAAAUAAAGAGGGAUGAAGAACUAAAA
Molecule: messenger RNA, 4141 nt
Organism: Clupea harengus (Atlantic herring)
Lineage: Eukaryota; Metazoa; Chordata; Actinopteri; Clupeiformes; Clupeidae
Gene: mgarpa
Product: mitochondria localized glutamic acid rich protein a
Biological process (GO): anterograde axonal transport
Cellular component (GO): mitochondrion
Source: RefSeq, a predicted model, not a curated record